GUGGUGGACUCUACGUGGAAAGCUUCACCCAGAUGCAGGGCAGCGCCGCCCACUUCACCAACUGCAUCGCAAAUUAUGACGGUGGUGGGCUCAUGGCCAAAAGCUUCAUCCAGAUGCAGAACAGUUCGGCGCAGUUCGAGAACUGCACCGCAGAAUACGGCGGUGGCGCGCGCGUCUAUGACGUUUUCAGCCAGGUCAAUGCCUCCGCCACCUUCCGAGGCUGCAGAGCUGACGACGAAGGCGGAGGGCUGAACGCACUCAGCUUCGACCAGGACCAGGGAGCGGUGGCGGAGUUUGCCAAUUGCAGUGCAAAGAACAAUG
Molecule: messenger RNA, 321 nt
Organism: Symbiodinium pilosum
Lineage: Eukaryota; Dinophyceae; Suessiales; Symbiodiniaceae
Source: the annotation of a GenBank genome assembly